CUGAAAUCGUUGAAUUAUUUAGAUUGUGAAAAUGAUGAUUUUGAAGACGACUAUUUUGAUGUGUUGUUGUUUUUUGGUAUUUGGUGAAUGGAAGAGUAUAUUACCAUGGCAAGUCAAAACAACUUUAUUAGAACUGUCUGAUCAGUUUGAUAUCCAAUCUAUAAGAGGAACACCAAAACCAAUUUAUAGACACGAUUUAAGAGACGAUUAUGUAGCAUAUUGGUAUAUAGAGAUUAAUAAUGAUGGAUAUGUUAUUCUAUCAUCCAGCCCAAAAACAGGUGAUUAUAAACUGGUAAUACAAGGUAGUGCACCAUCAAUGUUAGAUCAAGUUGAUAAAAUAGCGUUGUUAAAGAAGAGUAAAUGUAGUAAAUAUUAUAUGAUGACCCCGACACCAGAUAUUGAUAUAGCUUGUUAUUCUGAUCAUGAUCAGAUGAUAUUCCAUAAGAAUAGCAUAUAUCAUACAACGGAUGCUCUUAGUACAUUUAAAAAACUGUGGGAAAACCAAAGAUAUGAUGUAACCCGAGAAGGUAUCUGGGAAAAUUCCAUACUUAAUAAACAUCAACAAGCUUCGUAUUAUCAUGUUAUCGGAGACAGCCAUAAAAUCGUCGUUGGCGACAACCAUCAAAUCGGUAUCAAAUCUAUGAAUGACGGAGAAGUUACCCAUGAAGAAGUUCAAACUAAAUUAUGUAAUCUUCUGAAGAUUUGCAAUCCAAAAGAUAAUACAUUGGUUGAUUCUUCGAAGUUUGGUAAAACCAAGUAUGGGCAGGCUUUCCUUGAGAUAAAUGUACCAGAAAAGGUUAACAAUGUACAUCGGUUUAAAAUCUCAGGAUAUUACCUAGGACAGUUUUAUGGACGACGAUUUAUGAUCGAUGCACAAAAAAGGGAAAAACGUCAAACCACCGCUUGGACAGAAUAUUCCAUUGAUGAUGAGUAUUUGUUCCCCGACUAUAACCAACACGGUAUUGACUGUAAGAAAGGGUGGUUCUUUAACAGUAACAAAGUAACCUGUUGCUCUGUUGGCUGUGGACCAGUAGCCUGGGCUAUGGUUUUAGGCUAUUAUGAUCGACGAUCGCACGAGAAGCGUGUAACAUAUGGUACUGGAAGUCAGUCGUUAUACAAUUGUGGUGUUAAUGCCACUAGCGGUUCUCCUAGUUGCGAAGCCCCAUCUUCCACCACAAGUGCAGUCAAGAAGUUAACAGAAUACCUUCAUUAUGAAAUGAAAACGUUUUGUUUAAGCGGACAGGGAGCAACAACACAGGAUAAUAUGAAGAUAUUUGAAAAAUAUUUCAAAUCACACCAGAGAUCUGGCAAUGCUUCUGUAACUAUCCACACUGAGGGGAUAUCAAGCUUUGUGGGAGCAUACAAUGACGAUAUUCGAGAUUCAGCUUUCAGCUAUCUGCGUUCUAAAUGGCCAGUUGUAGUGGGUAUUAGAGUGAAUGGCAUCUUUUCACAACACUACCCUGUAGCUACUAAAUACAGAAUACGACAAAAACAAGAAUGCUCGACAAAUUGUACCACUUCAACAGAGACAGAUAUGUAUCUGCACAUGGGAUGGGGCGGAAGUAGCAAUGGUUGGAGGCCCGCUAAGAUGUUCUUCGCUGGUGUGGCACGCUACUAAAACGCCAAAAAGUCUUCAUAAAAAUCUUGAAAUACAUUCAUACC
Molecule: messenger RNA, 1662 nt
Organism: Lottia gigantea (owl limpet)
Lineage: Eukaryota; Metazoa; Mollusca; Gastropoda; Lottiidae
Exons: 5
Coding region: 32-1618 (528 amino acids)
Source: RefSeq, a predicted model, not a curated record